This is a messenger RNA of Brienomyrus brachyistius, 2532 nucleotides long. It is a transcript of the gene akt1s1, whose product is annotated as AKT1 substrate 1 (proline-rich). The coding region runs from base 579 to 1619 and encodes 346 amino acids. NCBI's taxonomy places the organism in Eukaryota, Metazoa, Chordata, Actinopteri, Osteoglossiformes, Mormyridae. Gene Ontology annotation, cellular component: cytoplasm. The transcript is spliced from 6 exons. The record is from RefSeq and is a predicted model, not a curated record. Gene Ontology annotation, biological process: neurotrophin TRK receptor signaling pathway; negative regulation of TOR signaling; negative regulation of protein kinase activity.
AACGCGCACGUUUCGCAGCGUGUGAUACGUGCGCGUCGGCCGGCUGUAAACAGGCAGGCGGCGCGCCGACGUCGGCAGGCGGAGGAGGGAGGUCGCUCUGUGAGGAGACCGAGGCUGGCUUUGGUACGGGACGGGGAGCAGCAGAUGUGCUGUCAGGGACACUUGCCUUACUGUCCUGCAGUCCAGGACGGACCUGGCCAUCCGUCAUUUGUUAGGUUUAACUUUAAACACUGUCUCUCAUAAUUCUUAAUUUCCAAAGGAUUCGGUUUAUUCUGUUUCUCAGGGCUCGAGAGAAACAAAUUGGUAUUUGCACUGGCUGAAAGCUGCCUAUUUUCCACCUUGAAAACUUGUGAAGAAAGGACUGAUGAACUGAAAUUUGCAGAUCCCCCCCAUACAGCAGUGUGUUUAGAAAGCUAAUCACAGCAAACAGGAUAGCAUGUGCACAAUCUCCCCAUACUGUCACUGAACGCCUGACCGAAGAUUCCCCAUUUUUGAAGUCUUAAGUGCAGAUGCUUUAGUCAGCUAGUCCAUAUCACCCUGCUUGACAAAUCAAAGUCCAGAUUAUCACCCAGACAGCCAUGGCCUCUGUGAUCCAGUCUGACCCUGAAAUCCCAGACAAUUUCAAAGAGAGCUGGUUGGUCCUACUUUCUGCUGCAGAGGCCUACUGCCAGAAGUCGGGAUGUGAUCUAGCCAUCAUCACUGCUAACAAGAGGUUCCGGCCCUCCGCUCCAGAAGGAGACAGUGGCCGGGGGUGGGAGGGUAGCCGCAAGUGGGAAUACUCCUACCACACUUGGGGCCAGGGGAUGCUUGCAGAUGCCACACGCCGUUACAUGGAUGACAUCGCUGUACUGCACUCGGCCUCGGUGUUGACAGCACAGAGGCAGGCACGCAGCGGUGUGGGCGAGGCCAGUGGGGCCCGCCUGGGGGCAGACGUACCAUGUGAGCCCGGCGGCCGGGUGAGCCUGGUGGGUGACAGUGGAGCCGGAACAGUCAGCCCCAGCACGCAGCUCUAUUCGCAGAGCUACCCGUCAAUCUACAGCUCGGCUCCUCCUAUUGGCCAGCUGGGGGUACAAAAUGCGAAUGGGGAGAGGGACCGGGAGAGGGCUGCCAUUAAGGAGGUGGAUACCAUCAGAGAGAGGCCAGAGGGAGGCGAGGAGGAGGAGGAAGAGGAGGAAGAGGAGGAGGAGGAAGACAUGGAGAGCAGGAGGGCGAAUCUGAAUGAGACAGCAGGGGUCUUUUCCAUGGAUGAGGAUUCCCUGUCACGUGACUGUGAGCCGUUCUUUGAGUCUGACGGGGAGGAGGAGAGCACUGAUGGCUCCCUGAGCGAGGAUGCCCCGCCCCCCUCUCGCAGCAUGGCAGUGGGACACCUCCCCACCCGUGGACACCCUCCCUCCAUUGCACGUUCUCUGCCUGUGUCCGUGCCCGUUUGGGGCUACCGGUGCAGCCGUACGGCGCAGGGGGACAGCCACAGCGGGGAGCGGCCCGGCUGUCCUGACCUGGACCACAUCGCUGCCAGCAUGCAGGCUCUCCUGGCUCCGAGUGCCACUGACGGCACAGAGAUGUUUGGAGGGCUACCCCGGCCACGCCUCAACACCGGUGACUUCAGCCUGAAGCACUGACGGGCAAACAGACACACCGACUGACUCACGUGGGCACCAACUGACAGCAGGGUACACGGACUGACACACUGACAGCGAACAUGCAGACCGACACACAUGGGUGCCGACGACUUACAGUGGAAACUCAGACUGACUGCAGAGAUGAGACUGACGGACAUAGAUGCCAACUGCCAGCGGAAACACAGACUGACACACCAAGGCGCUGAUUGACAGUUGAAACGUAGACUGAUGCGUGCGGGUGCUGACUGAUAGCGGAGGCGCAGACUGACACACUGUGAACGUGCAGACUAAUGCACGUGAGCGUCGACUGAUGUCAGAGACGCAGACUGAAGCACGUGGGUGCCGACAGACAGCGGAGACACAAACUGACACACUAACUGUGAACAUAUAGACUGAUUCACGCAGGCACCAACUGAUGGCGGUGGCACAGACUGACAUGCAGACGCAUUGCAUGCAGACAUCCGCAGUGAGACAGACUGACGCACGCAGGCACCGACUGACAGAGGAGAUGCAGACUGACACAUAUGGGUGCCAGUUGACAGAGACGUAAACUGACGUACAUGGGCACCGACUGACGAUGGAGAUGUAGACUGACGGCAGAGACUUAGACAGACACAUUACACUGCGUACAUUGAGUCGUAUCUCCUACGUACCACGCACUAACGCUUACAAGCAGCUGACCGCAUGUUGUGUUCGGCUGCUGGCUCAAACUGGAUCGACCGGCGCCCCCAGGUGUGCAGAUGGGAGGGGGAAACGCCCCUCAUACGCUUGGACACCGUUGGGAAGACAGAGACCAUCUGCAUGGAGCAACUCAUGGGUUCAACACUAAGCCAUUCGUGGUUCUCUGCUCCGCUCUCUCAGCAUUGUGCAGUGUAUAAAUGAAACUGUUUUAAAUAAAGACACAAAUCCCAAA